AUGGAGGGAAGGAUAAUGUUUGCCACCAUGAUUAUGAAAGGGCAGUUUUUAACCCAACAAAUUCGAUAUGACAGAUAUUCUCGGGGCCCGGAAACUCAUCGAAACCACUUUGCACUCUGCAUCGUUCUUCCCGGUUGGAUCUGUUUUAUGCACAACUUGACGGAGUCCAAACUGAAUGCGAGAAAACUCUGCCCUGUAAAACCAGGAUCGUGUACGAAUGUCACCCAUCUUGAAUGA
This is a messenger RNA of Dovyalis caffra, 237 nucleotides long. The record is from the annotation of a GenBank genome assembly. Lineage: Eukaryota; Viridiplantae; Streptophyta; Magnoliopsida; Malpighiales; Salicaceae.